Sodiomyces alkalinus F11 is the source of this 1350-nucleotide messenger RNA. Its product is annotated as AN1-like zinc finger protein. The transcript has a single exon. The coding region runs from base 190 to 1128 and encodes 312 amino acids. The record is from RefSeq and is a predicted model, not a curated record. Gene Ontology annotation, molecular function: zinc ion binding. Gene Ontology annotation, cellular component: cytoplasm. Lineage: Eukaryota; Fungi; Ascomycota; Sordariomycetes; Glomerellales; Plectosphaerellaceae.
UUUCGAAGCUUUCGUCAGCCCCGAUUUCUCAACCUUGAACGAAGAAACGGUUCUGAUUAAGAGCCAGGAAGUAGCUUCUUUUACGUGGACUUGACGCCCAGCGAAGGCGAUAUCAUACCAAACGUGGCGGUGAUCGCGAAUAUAUAAAAGUGUCAAUUAGCGGCAUACACUCGAGGAGCUCUUGUCGCCAUGGCGUCCAACGUGGACCGGAACGAGACGAGCUAUGUGAACAUGGAGGAAUCGAAAGACGGAUUUGACGCCAGCCUCUUGGGGAAGCACUGCGAGUUCGAUUACUGCAACCAGCUCGACUUCCUACCAUUUUUCUGCCAGUCCUGCAGAAAGACUUUCUGCCUCGACCACCGGACCGAGGGCGCUCAUAAUUGCGCCAAUGCGGGCGCCUGGGCCCAGCGACGUCGCCAGGCUGAACUCGCCAAACCGUCCGUCGGCCAAGGUCGCCAGCUUCGCGACACGGUAUCUCAGAAGCCGUGCGCCUCUCCUUCUUGCAAAACUACCAUCGGCACUUCCCUCGUCCCCGGCGUCCACUGCGCCAGCUGUAACCGCGACUACUGCCUCAAGCACAGGCUGAAGGAGGAUCACGACUGCAAGAACCUCGUCCCGAUAGGUGCGCGACCUCCCGGUCAGGUCGACAUCGUCGCGUCAAGAACAAAGAGCGCGUUUGACAAGCUACGCGCGUGGGGAUCCGCGAAGAAGGAACAGGCCGGUCGAGCCCUACCGAAGCCCAAGCCAACGUCAGCCACACAACGCCUGAUCGCCGUCAAUACGCUAAAGAAGACCGCCAAGGGCGACGACAAGCUGCCGAUUGAGAAGAGGGUAUAUGUCUACGUCGAGGCGGAGGCAGAGACAGCGAAGGCCAAGUUCCCCAAGGGCGAGUUCUUCUUCUCCAAGGACUGGGUCAUAGGGAGAGUGUUGGACGAGGCGGCGAAGCGCUUGCAGGUCGAGAACAUCAACAACCGGUCGUCAGAAGAGAGGGACAAGCUACGGGUCUUCCACGUGGAAGGUGGUCGGCUGCUCGAGUUCAACGAGAAGGUUGGAACGGCGUUGGUGAGUGGGAACACCAUUAUCCUACUCCGGGGCGUAGGACCACCCCCAGACUUGAUCGAUCUCUGAAUGGAAGCGCGGACGAGGAUGACGAGGAUGAUUGGCAUGAUGCUUUUUCCUAUGUCUUGCAUAGCGGACAAUGUCUACGUACGUAUCUAUCUAUAUGCGCUAUAUAUACACAACGCCCCGCAUUAUGUGGGCAGCUCUAUCCCAUACAAUCAUGCCUCAGACAUCUAUAGCUCAUUCUCCGUCCCUCCCUUCUUUGACAAGAGAUCUUCCCGCCUAGUUGUC